Ornithodoros turicata is the source of this 1978-nucleotide messenger RNA. RefSeq names its product glucose-6-phosphate isomerase-like (gene Pgi). Gene Ontology annotation, biological process: glucose 6-phosphate metabolic process; glycolytic process; gluconeogenesis. The coding region runs from base 157 to 1836 and encodes 559 amino acids. Gene Ontology annotation, molecular function: carbohydrate derivative binding; glucose-6-phosphate isomerase activity; monosaccharide binding. NCBI's taxonomy places the organism in Eukaryota, Metazoa, Arthropoda, Arachnida, Ixodida, Argasidae. The transcript is spliced from 15 exons. Gene Ontology annotation, cellular component: cytosol. The record is from RefSeq and is a predicted model, not a curated record.
CCUAGCAGCUGUUCAUUGCAACACUGGCAACACCAACGCCACCUCGCCAACAUCGGCUUCACUUCUCUCUGCGUCAGCGGCGUCAGCUUGCGAAAUCCGAACCGAACUUUUUGCCCGAGCGUUUGCCGGUAAUCUUCCAGCUGGCAGUUCGUCGUGAUGGGGUCGUUCGUUCAAGACCAUUUUCUGCUGGACGAUCCGGCCUACAAAAAAUUGCAAGAAUACUACAAUGCGAAAGGAAAAUCGAUUAAUAUAUUGUCUCAGUUCAAGAGCGACCCAGACCGCUUCAAGAAGUACAGCAUUCUUUUGAAAACACCUGUUGGAGGAGAGCUACUGGUGGACUAUUCUAAAAAUAGAAUUGAUGGAGAAGUUCUACCACUGCUGUUCGACCUUGCAAAAUCUCGCAAGGUGGAAGCAGCUCGAGAUGCCAUGUUUAAAGGAGAGAAAAUCAACUUCACUGAGGGAAGAGCUGUGUUGCACACUGCUUUGCGUAACAGGGACAAUACCCCAAUCUUGGUAGAUGGUGUUGAUGUCAUGCCACACGUGAAUGGAGUGUUGAAGCACAUGAGAGAAUUCUCUGACUCUGUUCGAAAUGGUGCUUGGAAAGGUUACACCGGAAAGUCUAUCACUGAUGUUGUAAACAUUGGCAUAGGUGGAUCAGAUUUGGGACCUCUCAUGGUGACGGAAGCACUGAAGCCUUUCCAGUGUGGACCCAAUGUCCACUUUGUGUCAAACAUUGAUGGUACUCAUCUUGCUGUCACUCUGAAGAAAUUGAGUGCUGAAACAACACUGUUCAUCAUUGCUUCGAAGACCUUCACUACUCAAGAGACUAUUACAAAUGCCAAGUCAGCUAAGGAAUGGCUUUUGAACCACACCAAGAAUGCUGCAGAUGUGGCAAAGCACUUUGUCGCACUCUCAACAAAUGCUCCUAAAGUGAAGGAGUUUGGCAUUGACGAAGCAAACAUGUUUGAGUUCUGGGAUUGGGUUGGAGGAAGAUAUUCCCUUUGGUCAGCCAUUGGAACGUCUAUUGCUCUCUUUGUUGGCAUGGAUAAUUUUGAACAACUCUUGAGUGGUGCUCAUUUCAUGGAUCACCACUUUCAGAAGGCUCCACUGACAGAAAACAUUCCCAUAAUCUUGGCAUUGCUUGGAGUAUGGUACUCUAACUUCUUUGGUGCUGAGAGCCAGUGUCUGCUCCCCUAUGAUCAGUACCUGCACCGCUUUGCAGCCUACUUCCAGCAGGGUGAUAUGGAAUCCAAUGGAAAAUACGUUACAAGGAGUGGCAGACAUGUGGCCUACACCACUGGUCCAAUUGUAUGGGGUGAGCCAGGGACCAAUGGACAGCAUGCCUUCUACCAACUCAUCCACCAAGGUACUCGGCUGAUUCCAUGCGAUUUUAUUGCUCCUGUGAAGACUCACAACCCAAUCAGUCAUGGCAUUCACCAUGAGAUUCUGCUAGCAAAUUUCUUGGCCCAGCCUGAAGCGCUAAUGAAAGGAAAAACGAAGGAAGAAGCUGAAGCAGAACUGAAGAAAGCUGGCAUGUCUGGAGACAAGCUGGAAAAGAUCUUGCCUCACAAAGUGUUUGAAGGCAACCGACCAACUAACUCCAUUAUGGUAGACAAGAUUACCCCCUUCAACCUCGGCGUUUUAAUUGCUAUGUAUGAGCAGAAAAUUUUCACUCAAGGCAUCAUCUGGGAUAUCAACUCGUUUGAUCAGUGGGGUGUGGAACUUGGGAAGCAGCUAGCAAAAGCCAUUGAGCCAGAACUGAAAGGCAAGAACCCUGUGGACACCCAUGACUCCUCAACUAAUGGUCUCAUUAACUUCAUCAAGGCACACAACUGAUAGAAUUACAAGUAACUCUAUCAGCAGUAUUUGGUGUAGCAGGAUAUGGUACAACAGAGUGCAAAAGGUGCAUUAGGUAUACUGGAAUGUCUGUACGUCAUGUUGUGAGAAUUAAAAUGAAAAACGUGUGAAUUUUACUGCA